CUUCCCGAGAGUAACGCCUCGGAACGCGAAAGCAAUCUAUUCUCCGCAUUGCGCAUCCGACGGUACCUGGCUUACGGACACGUCUCCGAACACUUGAUUCUAUAGCUAGUUACCUUUGAGCGAGGUAUCUUGCCUCGGCAUUCGUGUGCAAGUACCAUAAUUUGAGCUGCAUGGGUGCUGGAUGAACAGGUAGCAAAAGCGAGCACACGAUCACCACAAUGUCCUCAUCCCAGCGGUACCGUCGUCCUGCGAAAGACGAGCCUACAGACACGACUACAUCCUCGAUUCCACCAACCGCCACAGGCGCGAAAGAGAAAGCGGAGCUUAAGCAAGCCGUCAAAGAACAAGCUGUCGCAACAUCAAAUGGCGUAUCAAUGCUCGAUGUAUUGCGUAUCCUGGGUGGCGUGCUCCUACUGAGCUGUGGUCUGAGCUACCUGAGUACAAGCGGAGAGAGUAUGACAUGGGGAUACAACCCAUGGUGGACUCGAGCUCGAGAGUGGAAGAGCCUCAUGCAAGGAGAAGUCAUCCUAACCGACUCCGAACUUGCCCUAUACAACGGCGCCGAUCCCUCUAAACCAAUCUACCUUGCGCUAAACGGCACAAUCUACGACGUCUCCAUCUCGCCUACCACGUACGGGCCAGGCGGCUCCUACCAUUUCUUCGCAGGCAAAGACGCCGCGCGCGCCUUCCUGACCGGCUGUUUCGCCGAAGACAGCGUCCCUGAUCUACGCGGCGUAGAGCAAAUGUUCAUUCCCAUUGACCCAGAGGAAAAGGUCAGCCUGACACCACAAGAACGCGAGAUUGAGAUGGAGAAGGCGAGGAAGAGGAAGCCAUUGACCAAGGGUGAGCUAAAGAAUAGACAUGCGCAGGAGCUCAAGAGUGCUAGGAAACAAAUGGUCGCUGGUCUGGAGGGUUGGCAUAUGUUGUUCCGGGGUGACAAGGGCAAGCCGUAUCGGCGUGUGGGCCAUGUCAAGAGGGAACCGGGCUGGGAGAGCAAGAUGCCCAAGAGAGGACUCUGUGAACAGGCGGAGAAGGGUAGGCCGGUCAGGAAGUACGACUAA
This is a messenger RNA of Alternaria alternata, 1061 nucleotides long. RefSeq lists its product as hypothetical. Gene Ontology annotation, cellular component: membrane; endomembrane system. The coding region runs from base 219 to 1061 and encodes 280 amino acids. The record is from RefSeq and is a predicted model, not a curated record. The transcript is spliced from 3 exons. Lineage: Eukaryota; Fungi; Ascomycota; Dothideomycetes; Pleosporales; Pleosporaceae.